AUUAUCAUUUAUCAUCAAUAUCAUCAUCCAUUUUCCAAACUAACAUCAAGUAAAUCAUCAAAUCAUUCCUUCCUGGGUUCAUACGUCACCCUUUCAAUCUCUGUAUUCUACUUGUACUGAACUUAAUAUUAUCUGAUGGCUGAUACAGAUGAAGGACAAACAACUACUCCUCGAGGAGCUGACUGGGAAGUGGUAUCACUCACCGCGUCAGCAUAUGCUGCUGCCCCUGGUGGGAAUAUGCCAGAGUUCAAGCAUGAAGAAAUGGCUGAGAAAGAUAAAGUUGAGUCAUCAAAUGCGUUAUUCAUGUCGGGUCAUUUUGUUUUACCAUCUAGCAAGCAUGAUAUGCCAUCAGAAUAUGAAAAAACAGAGAUCCUUGAUCAGCUGGUAGGAAAAGAUUAUGGUUCUGAAUCUGUUAAAAAUGUGAGUGGAAAACCCGAUUCUAAGGAAGAAGAAAAUUGGAAUCUUAUGAACUUGGCCAAUGCAGACUUCACAAAAGACUCCACCCUUUCAGGUCUAAAUAUAUCAGAAAAAGAGCAGAGUAUUUAUGGUUCACCUAUGCUUCAUUCCUUACACAAUGAAGCAACUAUUGGUGCGCUAAACAUAGAUGAUGAAACAAAUGUUUUAGAUGAGUCUAUACAAUCUUCUGAUCCAAUAUUAGAUUCAAGUACUGCAAGUUUUCCCACAAAAGAAGACAACCACGAGGGAUCAGGCACACCUUAUUCGGCUUGGUUGAAGAAACAAGCCAUAUCUUUAUAUGCACAUGCAAAAGAGACGAAUGCCUUUUGGUCUGUAUUUGCUGUGGCUGCUGUAAUGGGCAUUGUUAUCAUCGGUCGACGGUGGCAGCAAGAAAGAUGGCAAGGUUUGCGUCACGAAUUAAAAUCUAAGGUCAAUGAUGAGAAAAUGAGGAUGAUGGCCGGUCCAGUAUCACGGUUCAAAGAUGCAAUUGUAGGUGGUCACCGACAAGAUUUUGCUGCCAGAGGAAGCAUCUUCCAGGAACUUUGAUGGUUAAUAAUGAUAUUUAUGAUGAUACAAAGAACAGAGUGAAAAUGAUGAUCUGUGUAGGUUGUUUAACAUUUUUAUUAUUGAGUGUCACAUGUUAAUGUUUGCUUAUUAUGUUACAUUUGUAUGCUUGAAAGUAGUAAAGCUGUCACUUCUAUACA
Messenger RNA from Erigeron canadensis, 1160 nucleotides. Its product is annotated as ATG8-interacting protein 2-like. The transcript has 3 exons. The record is from RefSeq and is a predicted model, not a curated record. The coding region runs from base 136 to 1002 and encodes 288 amino acids. Gene Ontology annotation, cellular component: intracellular membrane-bounded organelle. NCBI's taxonomy places the organism in Eukaryota, Viridiplantae, Streptophyta, Magnoliopsida, Asterales, Asteraceae.